This is a messenger RNA of Echinops telfairi (small Madagascar hedgehog), 2312 nucleotides long. Its product is annotated as CCN family member 2. The record is from RefSeq and is a predicted model, not a curated record. Gene Ontology annotation, biological process: cell adhesion; signal transduction. Lineage: Eukaryota; Metazoa; Chordata; Mammalia; Afrosoricida; Tenrecidae. Gene Ontology annotation, molecular function: heparin binding; integrin binding. The coding region runs from base 1 to 1224 and encodes 407 amino acids. Gene Ontology annotation, cellular component: extracellular matrix; extracellular region. The transcript is spliced from 6 exons.
AUGAGUCUCCACCCUGCUGCUCAUGAUGCAGUUGGUGGUGGCUCACAGACACUUGGGAAGAUUCAAAAGGUCCCCCAGUGUUCUCCCACCUCCCUCUCCCUGCAAGCCCCUGAUCUCACCACCAAGCCCACAUCCAUCCCAGCGCCUGUCCCGCCGCCGCCCCGCGCCCUGACCGCGUCUGCUGCCGGCAUGGGCUCCGUUCUCCUCGCCUCCGCGCUCCUGCUGCUCGCCCUCUGCAGCUGGGCCACCGGGCAAGACUGCCUCGAGCAGUGCCACUGUGCCGCCGUGCAAGAGCCCAGCUGCCCGGUGGGCGUGAGCGUAGUGCAGGACGGCUGCAACUGCUGCCGCGUGUGCGCCAAGCAACUAGGCGAGUUGUGCACAAAACGGGACCGCUGCGACCCGCACAAAGACCUCUACUGUGACUUUGGCUCCGAGAAGAACCGUGAGGUCGGAGUGUGCACAGCUAAAGAAGGGGCCUCCUGCUACUUUGAAGGGAAGGUGUACCAGAGUGGAGAGACCUUUGUGGUUGGCUGCAAAUCAAGGUGCCAUUGCAUGAACGGGGGACUGGGCUGCGUGCCCCUGUGCUCCCCAACAGUUCGUCUUCCAGGCCCUGACUGCCCUUUCCCGCAGUUGGUCAAAGUGCCAGGGAAAUGCUGCGAGGAGUGGAUUUGCAAUGAGCCCAAGGGUCGCACAGCAGUUGGCUCGGCCCUUGCAGCUUACCGACUUGAAGACACGUUUGGCCCAGACCCAACUAUGAUGCGCGGCAACUGCCUGGUCCAGACCACAGAGUGGAGCGCCUGUUCCAAGACUUGUGGGAUGGGCAUCUCCACCCGGGUUACCAAUGACAACGCCAUCUGCAGGUUGGAAAAGCAGAACCGCCUUUGCAUGGUCAGGCCUUGUGAAGCUGCCCUGGAACAGAACAUCAAGAAGGGCAAAAGGUGCAUCCGUACCACCAAAAUUGUGAAGACUACCAAGUUUGAGCUUUCUGGCUGCACCAGUAUGAAAACCUACCAGGUCAAGUUCUGCGGAGUCUGCACCGAUGGCCGGUGUUGCACACCUCACAGAACCACCACCCUGCCCGUGGAGUUCAAGUGUUCUGAUGGGGAGGUCAUGAAGAAGAACAUGAUGUUCAUCAAGACCUGCGCCUGCCAUUACAACUGCCCUGGAGACAAUGAUAUCUUUGAGUCACCGUAUUACAGGAAGAUGCAUGGAGACAUGGCUUAAAGCCAGAGCGUGAGAGAUUAUCUCAUUAGACUGUAACUUGAACUGAUUCACAUCUCAUUGUGUGUGUGUGUGUAUGUGUGUGUAAACAUGAUUUCAGUUAGCACAACUUAUUUAAAUCUAUUUUUCUAACUGGGAAAAUGAAUUCCCACCUGAAUCAAAACAUUGUGCUCUGUGGCAUUCACACAAAUAAUCUAUCAACUCCAGACACUGGUUUGAAGAAAGUAAAACUUGACAGUGGCACCUCAUUAGCACACAACAUCAUGGUGUUUAUAGGGUGGGGUUUAGGGACUAGUAGGAGGGCACCAGGAGAAAUGAGUAGCAUCGGAAAGGUUGUCAUCCUAAGGUGGUAAGAGGCUUGCCAUUUUGGAAAUGGAGAAGGAACAUUUGAGCAAGCUCAGUGACCUGUCUGUAACGCCAGCGGUCAUAACGAUGUGUGUUCUCUGGCCAUCAAGAGGCUGAGUCACGUGGUUCUGGAAGGCAGGCAGCACAGCAGACUUGGCUUUGACAUUCUGAUUUCAGUGGCAGUGUUCAGGAAUCAGAAUCCUGUCUGUUAGACUGGACAGCUUGCGGCAAGUUAGCUUGCCUGUAACAAGCCAGACUUUAAAAUUUUUCUAUUGUAGAUAUUGUGUAUAAAUUAACUUGUACAGCUAUCUAAGUUAAUGUAAAGUGUUUGAUUUUCUUGUCCAUGCCUCGGAAUUUCAAAUGAUUACCCUCCUUUUCUGACUACCGUAGGAAGGACAUAAAGUUUGUCCAACACUUCAAAGCUUGAAAUGGAUACUCACAUGGAAACUUUGUUCAGUUGAGAGACAGUUCCUCCAGAUAGGUUGUUUACUAACGGCGAGGCGGUAGUUUCCACGGAAGUCUGAUUUUUUAUUGGAAAUGGGCUAGCCUCAAUUUUAAUGAACAGGAGAUCUUUAUUCAAAAAGAAGAAGGAUGGUUUUAUGGAUGAUCAGUUUUUCCACUGGGAAAUAAUUGUUUCUACUUUGACUGUGACUGUUUUCUGGACAGUUUCUUUGUUGAGAGUGUGACCAAAAAUUACAUGUUUUCACCUUUCUAGUUGAAAAUAAAGUAUAUAUUUUUUCUACAAA